Ipomoea nil (Japanese morning glory) is the source of this 501-nucleotide messenger RNA. RefSeq names its product lysine-rich arabinogalactan protein 18-like. The coding region runs from base 1 to 501 and encodes 166 amino acids. Lineage: Eukaryota; Viridiplantae; Streptophyta; Magnoliopsida; Solanales; Convolvulaceae. The transcript has a single exon. The record is from RefSeq and is a predicted model, not a curated record.
AUGGGUCGCUCACCAUUGAAAGGGAAACGAAUUGACUUCGGGUCGCCCUGGCGCCCGUUGCCCUCAAAACGGACUCGGCCCGAAAGGGAGCCCAAGAAGAAGGCUCCUCGUCCAGCCCCCCAAAGAUCUCCUGUUGGCGCUGCCUCUUCGGCUCUUCGUCCGCCGACUCCUGCUCGACGUGAAGCCGCUCCGUCUUCUCGCCCUUCUCCCCCUCCGGCGAUCGCUCGAGUGACUUCCCCGGGUGGAACCGUCGUUGAUGUACCUGUCCCGGAGCAACUGACCUUCCGUAUGACCUUCUCCAUCCCUCUGGACGACCUGGAUGGUCCAAUUACGGGGCUGAUGAACGAGGAAGAUUACGUCCGCUACCAGGAGACGCACCCGGACGAUGAAGAACUGAUCGUGCCACCACUCAUGCCGGCCUUCUGGGACUUGCUUUGCCCAUCCCCUCCUGGACCAUCGGGAGGGUUCUUUGGGAGCGACUCCUCUACGCCGGGCGAGUGA